Apis cerana (Asiatic honeybee) is the source of this 1209-nucleotide messenger RNA. RefSeq lists its product as uncharacterized. Gene Ontology annotation, molecular function: olfactory receptor activity; odorant binding. Gene Ontology annotation, biological process: detection of chemical stimulus involved in sensory perception of smell; sensory perception of smell. The record is from RefSeq and is a predicted model, not a curated record. Lineage: Eukaryota; Metazoa; Arthropoda; Insecta; Hymenoptera; Apidae. Gene Ontology annotation, cellular component: plasma membrane.
UAAGAAAAAUGUAUUUAUUUAUUUAACUUCAUGAAAAAUUCUACGGUGAAAACAAAAAUCAUAGAAUAUAAAUAUAUUUUUCAGUUUGAUAAACUGUUCGAUCUUAUGUCAGAAGAAUGGGAAAUGAAAAAUGAUAGAAAUCAAGCGUGUAUUCUUGAUGAAUUUACUAAACAGGGAAAUAAAUUUGCCGAAAUAUAUAAAAAUGUUUUAUUGUCAGCUUUGCUACUAUUUUUAUUACUUCCAUUGUUUCCUUCGUUUUUGGAUAUUGUUUUCCCGCUCAAUGAAACACGCCAACAAUUACAAAUAUUUAAAAUGAAAUACUUUGUAAACGAAGAUGAAUACUUUUAUCCUAUUUAUUUCCAUUCAGUUUGGGGUUCAUUUGUAAUUAUAAUGAUUACUGUCACUAUAGAUUCAUUAUAUAUUCUUAUCAUACAUCACGCUUCCGGUUUAUUUGCUAUGUGUGGGUAUCAGAUUGCGAAAGCGACAGAAUGCAAUAAUAUAGAUAUAAAUGAAAAUGAACUGUUUAGACAAUGUGUGAUUACGCAUAACAAGGCCUACAAAUUUUUCGAGAUAAUGAAUAAAAGCAGUCGUAAUAGUUAUUUCCUUCAACUAUUAUUAACUAUAAUCGGCAUAAGCAUAACAGCUGUACAAAUCGUUAUGUAUCUGCAUAAACCUGAAGAAGCUUUCAGAAUUAGUUUAUUUCUUAUAGCUGCACAAUUUCAUUUAUUUAUUAUUACUCUUACUGGGCAGGUGAUUGCGGAUCAAAGUUCAAACUUAGCCAAUAAUAUAUAUUGUACAACAUGGUAUCGAAUGCCUCCAAAUAUUCAAAAAAUAUUUCAUAUGAUACAAAUAAAAUCUAGUAAACCAUGUAAAUUAACUGCAGGAGGAAUAUUGGAAUUGAAUAUCGAGAAUUUUGGAAUAGUACGUAAUAAUGUAUAAAAUACUGAUAUAUAAUUAUUUCAUUACAUAAUAUAAAUAAUCUGUACUCGAUAUUCUUUAAUAUUUUAAGGCAUUGAAAACAUGUAUGUCGUACUUUACGAUUUUCCUAUCUUUACAAGACUGAUUCGUUAUUAAAAUGAUUUUCUCUUGCUGAUUCUGAUUUUUAAUGAAAAGGCAUUGAAUUAAAAAUCAAUUAUUUAUAUGGAUGUGAUAAUGCAUAUUUACUUUAUAUUAUAUUAUAAUAUUAAAUAUAUAUGGGUUAAAAUAUGA